Messenger RNA from Pogonomyrmex barbatus (red harvester ant), 3564 nucleotides. RefSeq names its product sodium potassium chloride cotransporter (gene NKCC). The record is from RefSeq and is a predicted model, not a curated record. Gene Ontology annotation, cellular component: membrane. Gene Ontology annotation, molecular function: sodium:potassium:chloride symporter activity. Gene Ontology annotation, biological process: cell volume homeostasis; chloride transmembrane transport; chloride ion homeostasis. NCBI's taxonomy places the organism in Eukaryota, Metazoa, Arthropoda, Insecta, Hymenoptera, Formicidae.
GCGACGCUCAGUCGCCGCGUGUCAGAUUCUCACGGAUCGCUUUGGCAAUACCGUCAAUCACACGGCAAGAUGGAGAACCGCUUUCAAGGCAAAGCACCGGAAGAUGAUGUUCUUGGACAAUUACAGCAAACUAAUAAGAGACCCUCAUUGACUUUAAAUAUGGGCGGGCUAUGGGACGUAGUACCACGAUUGGAUCAUUACAGAUUAAGUCGUCGCGCAAAAAGGCCGUCUCUAAGCACUUUGCAUGAAGGAAGUCUCAUAAAGGACGCCAAUGCUGUCGAGACCGGACAGAUCGGAAGCGUCGCCGGUCAGCAGGGUCACGUCGGAAUAAAACUAGGAUGGAUCCAAGGCGUUCUCAUACCAUGCCUGCUCAACAUAUGGGGUGUCAUGCUGUUUCUGCGACUUUCGUGGGUAGUCGCCCAGGCCGGUAUUCUACUAACCAUCGUCAUUAUCGGAAUAUCGGCGGUCGUCUGCGUCAUUACGACGCUUAGCCUCAGCGCAAUUAGCACUAAUGGGGAAGUAAAGGGAGGUGGAAUAUAUUUCAUCAUAUCUCGUUCUCUCGGGCCUGAAUUUGGAGCAUCAGUGGGCAUCGUCUUUGCGUUUGCAAAUGCUGUAGCUGCAUCUAUGAACACGAUCGGUUUUUGUGAUUCCUUGAAUGACUUGCUGAAAACAUACAAUUUGAAAAUCAUAGAUAAUGGUUUAAAUGACGUCAGAAUCGUCGGUAUAAUAGCGCUCGUCGUUAUGAUUUUUAUCUGUGCAGUCGGCAUGGAAUGGGAAUCAAAGGCACAAAACUUUCUUAUAGCUGUCAUCGUGGGUGCAAUCUGAUUUUUAAUUGGUACUAUCAUGGGACCACGAAAUGAGGAACAGCAAGCAAAAGGUUUCAUAGGAUUCUCUGUGGAUGUAUUUAAGGACAAUCUCUACUCGGACUUUCGACGCUCUGAGGGCCAAAAUCAAACGUUCUUCUCGGUAUUUGCCAUUUUCUUCCCAUCUGUUACCGGGAUUCAAGCAGGGGCUAAUAUAUCCGGCGACUUGAAAGAUCCAGCGAGCAGCAUACCGAUGGGGACUCUUCUCGCUUUACUGAUCUCCAUGCUUAGUUAUGUAACGUUUGUCUUUUUCGCCGGUGCUGCGGCUCUUAGAGACGCAGGUGGUUUUGUGAACAAUACUAUUGUGGAAUGCGGGAACAAUUGCACGUAUGGACUACACAACAGUUACGCGGUCAUGCAAUUGAUGUCAGUUUGGGGUCCGCUUAUUUACGCGGGAUGCUUUGCCGCUACUUUGUCGACAGCGCUGACGAAUUUAUUGUCAGUGCCGAGGCUCAUUCAGGCCCUGGGUCAAGAUCGAAUUUAUCCCGGGUUGAUUUAUUUCAGCAAAGGAUACGGAAAGUCCGGAGAACCAUAUCGAGGAUACGUCCUCACAUUUUGUGUUGCUGGUCUCUUUCUGUUAAUCGCCAAUCUCAAUGUAGUCGCACCGCUCAUCUCGAACUUCUAUUUAGCGUCGUAUGCCUUAAUUAAUUUCUGCACUUUUCAUGCAGCGUUAAUUCGACCACUCGGGUGGCGGCCCAGUUUUAAAUACUACAAUACUUGGUUGUCUCUUAUUGGUUUCAUCCUUUGCGUGGCAAUUAUGUUCCUUAUCGAUUGGGUGACUUCUCUCGUUACCUUUGUCAUCAUCUUCGCACUAUAUCUGAUAGUAGUUUAUCGUAAACCAGACGUCAACUGGGGUAGCAGCACGCAGGCGCAAACUUUUAAGACUGCAAUUUCUAUCGUCUAUAGGUUGAAUUCCAUCGAUGAACACGUGAAGAAUUAUGCUCCUAAAAUUCUGGCACUUACUGGCCCGCCUAGUGCGAGACCUGCUUUGAUACAUUUAGCGAAUCUGAACAAAAAUAAUUCGUUACUAAUUGCCGGUGAAGUCUUUCCGACACGAUUAUCGUAUCGAUUACGCUCUGUACGUCUAAAUAAUGGUUCUUAUUGGUUGCAACAACAACGUAUAAAAUCGUUCUACCACUUGGUGGAUGAUUUGAAUCUGGAACGAGGUGCUGCUGCGCUAAUGCAGGCUACCGGAAUUGGCAAGUUAGCUCCCAAUGUGGUUCUUAUGGGUUACAAAACUCAUUGGUCAUCGUGUAAUCAUAAAGAUCUACAAGAAUAUUUUAACAUUCUUCACAAUGCUUUUGAUAACAAGUUAGCUGUAGCAAUCUUGAGAAUUGCCGAAGGUUUGGAUUGCUCCAAUAUUACCAAUGGAGAAGACACGAACGGAGACGAUGAACAGGGAAUUCUUGCACAAAGUAGCUAUAAUUUGGCGGGAAAUACUCUCAUGCACGCCGAUAGCAAUCUUUCUAUGAGUACGCAAAUUCCAAGAGUACAAAGUGUGCCAACGAUAGGUACUCCGUUUGUUACACCUGAUACGACGCCUGUAAUUGGAUAUUCACCAGUACAUUGGAAAACUCAAGAAAACUUAAAACACAAGAAAAAACAUAUUGUUGAUAAAUUGCUUGAGAGACGAAAUGGCGGAAUGGCUUCUAUACCGGAAAAUGUAACAUUUUUCCAACAGAAAUAUAAGAAAGGAACUAUUGAUGUAUGGUGGCUAUAUGAUGAUGGAGGUCUGACGAUCCUCCUACCGUAUAUAAUCAGCACGCGCUCAAAUUGGAAACACUGCAAGAUGAGGAUAUUUGCUUUGACUAACCACAAACAUGACAUCAGUGCGCAAGAAAAAGAAAUGGUUGAAAUAAUGAACAAAGCGCGAAUAAGAUAUAAUAGUUUGAAAAUAGUAGAUGAUAUCGGUGUUGAAUUGAAAGAAGAGACGCAAUCUUUCUUUAAUAAAUUAAUAUCCGAUUUUCGAAUAAACGAUUCUUCUGAAAAUACAGAAUGUUAUAUUACUGAUCGUGAGCUUCAAACAUUACGAGAUAAAACACAUCGACAAUUGCGACUGCGAGAAUUAUUAUUGGAAAACUCGAGUCAGUCCACCUUAGUAGUUAUGUCUUUACCAAUGCCAAGAAAGGGAGCAGUUUCGGCACCCUUAUACAUGGCCUGGUUGGAAACACUUACAAGAGAUAUGCCACCCACAAUUUUAGUCCGCGGAAAUCAUACAUCUGUAUUGACGUUCUAUUCGUAGUCCACCGAAUAUCUAGUUACAUUUGAUAUUUGCCAUUUUUUUGCGCCAAGUUUUAAGAAUGACCUUGCAUCGUUCACGCUAAAGUGAAGAAACGGCGUGACCUAAGAUGCUGAUAGCUGAUUUAUAAAAUCGCUAAACUUAAAAAUUGCAAUGACAAGUAUAACGAAGGAUGAAGAGAGGAUGAGAAUCUUAUUGAGACCAUGAUCUAGUAUAAUCCUCGAACGUGUGCGAGUAUGAUUUGAGUGCUUCAUAUGAACAAUGUGUUGAUGAACAUUGUUCAGCGAGAAGAUAUGUGAGAAAAAAGUCUCUUGACAGAAUGAGCGAAUGCCUUAUCUCUAGAGUAAUAAAUGACAGAGACAUUUUUCAAGCCGAAAAAGUCCCAAUUUGUUAAUGAAUAGUUACACGUCAAUAAUGCAUUGAAUUUUGACAAAAAAAAGAACUAGAAUAACAAAAAUAAAA